Messenger RNA from Serendipita indica DSM 11827, 1425 nucleotides. The record is from the annotation of a GenBank genome assembly. NCBI's taxonomy places the organism in Eukaryota, Fungi, Basidiomycota, Agaricomycetes, Sebacinales, Serendipitaceae.
AUGGCCUCGUUUCGACGGCUCUUUAUCCGUCCAGUACUUCCUACUGUACUUGGAAACGAUGAAUUGUACGCUCUUGGCGACUCUGAUCUUUUGAUCCAGUUUCCUGUCGAGACAGGAUUCCUAUUCAAAGGAGAGAUAUCUUUAUCGGGACUAGAGAAUGCUCUUGCAAAGACUUUGUCUUCCUUUCCACUUUUCUGCGGCCGUUUGACGCGUGCUGCCGAUAAUGCAUACUCAAUCAAGCUCGUCAAUGCGCCCGUCGAGCUUGAAAUCGUUGAUACGAUGGACAUGUCCACGUUUCCUCAAGACGCGGUGAUCCAAGAUUGCUGGUCUUUCUCGUCGCCACUCGACAUGGCAGCGAUUCGACGGUGCGACGAUGAGCCGUUGUUCAAGAUGCGCCUCACAACAUAUACUAUGCCACAAGGCUCUAAAAUGUCUGUCAUUGGAAUCACAUCGGCACACAUGCUUGGUGACGGAUCGUUCAUAGUCAGGUUCUGGCGUCUGCUGUCACAGCACUAUCAAGGUCUUCCCUCUUCGGAUCCUCCAAUCACAUACACUCGGGCUGCCUUGAAUGUGACGCAUUUAGAGGCAAGGAAGCGAGAUGAACUCGAAUCCCUCUUCCCCCAAUUAUUACUUCGUAAUCCUAAACUUCCUCCACCGACCGAACGCAUCACCCUGUUCUUCACCAAUCCACAACUUGUUGCUCUUCAAAAAGCGCUUCAACAAUCAUGCAACAAAGCGGCACCUACGUCAUUUUCUGGCGCGAAUUCGAUCAAGCUCAGUGUACAAGAUUGCGUAACGGCCCUCGUCGCCGUGGCGUGCUCGCACGCUAUGGCCCAAACGGGAGAUCCGCCUGUGACGACGAUUCGCAACGUUCUUAAUUUACGGGGCGGAGGCGUCGUGCCCAUCUCUGAACCGCUCAAUGCGCUGAGUUGGGCAAACGCAACUACAUCCUCGCCACUCGACACCACUAUGACAGCGGUGGGGAUUCGUCGUGGAUUCCUCGACGCAAGAGACCAUGCCUUUCAAACGGCCUGCUUCUUGACCGUGUGUCGGCUCUGGAGACGCGCAGCGGACGAAGGUGCAAGCGUCGAUUUCACACCUCUACCAGGGGAGCUCACUCUCAACUCGUCUUGGAGGUUCGACUACACGAGUGCGCAUUUCGGAUUCGGUAGCGACAAGGCGCAUUUCCUACAUAACGUCUUCAAGGCGCCGUGCUAUGCAAAAAUAUUCCAACGUAACCCACCCAUCCGCCUUGCGGAUGACCGCGCUGUAGAAAGUUCACGUGGAGCAGAGUUUACGUUCUAUCUCUUACCCAAGCACAAGCCCUUGUUUCUUCAAGCACUGGAAACACAGUGGCGUUUAUUCAACCUCGAAGGAAGCAUCGAGGUAUUUGACGGACAUCUAGAGAAUACAGAAAAUGCAUAG